Messenger RNA from Procambarus clarkii (red swamp crayfish), 3361 nucleotides. Lineage: Eukaryota; Metazoa; Arthropoda; Malacostraca; Decapoda; Cambaridae. The record is from RefSeq and is a predicted model, not a curated record.
ACGCUGCCCCUGCACAUGCGCGGCAAAACCGCGCCUCUCACCACAACAGUUCAAAACACAGUGGCACUUCCGUGCUUCACCAACUUUGCUCUCAAUUACCACUUCUGACCCACAGACAACGACAACCUAUACCACCUUGGUCACGACUAUGUGCUGAAUACCUUACUACUGGAAAGCAACGCACGAGGCAAAAGGAAGUCACUUAUUUUUCCCUGUAAGAACUUUGGUCAAACUAACAUUACCGUGACCCCAAGAUCCCUAACACAACGGGGAUAAUUUAGUUUAUUUAGUUUCUUAUGGACCUCUUACUCACCUUGUGGUGUCAGUACUAGAGCAGUAUGGGGAGCACCAAUGCACAAAUUAAGAACUUCAUCAGCAUUGCCUAUAACUACCGCCGAAGUAGAACUGACAAAAACUUGAUUCAGCUUCAGCGCCAUCUUCAGAUCUUGUCCGUGGUGACUGACUUGAGCAUAUUUGAGCCGACAUGUGUGGAGACGCUAGAAUUUUAUGUGUGCCUAGAACAGUUUCUCAACUCGUCAGAUGCCAAAUCGCCAGUGGUAUGGAAAGUCAUCAUCCUUCUUGCUCAUAUUUCCCGUUCUCGGUCAAUCCGAGAAGCUCUCAGAGAUGAUAUUAAGAUUGUCCCCAUAUUGAGUGACUUCUUAGUCGACGCAAAACUUACCAAGGACAAGUCACUCAAGACAUUGAGCCUCAUUGAAGAAAUUUCAUAUAAAAUAAAGAUAUUACGUACAGAAGCAUGGAUGCUUAAGCUAGUACCAUACCUGGUAAACCACAUCACUGAAGGAGACAGUGGUGAUGAACUCCUAGUGCCGGCUCUUACAACACUUGCCAACCUGUGCAGGUCUAACUCGCCAGUUCUUUCCUGUCUUCGCAGUCUGGGUAACAACAAGGCCCUGGUACAGAAGCUGACUGACAUGAAAACAGCGACGAUCAACAUAAAACUUCUGGCUUCUGAGCUAAUGUUCUACCUGGACUUGAAAGAAACUGAUGGUGACUUCAACCUUACCGAGCACAUCUUGGACUUGGUCUUCACUGCAGCAACUGAAGGAUUUAUGGAAAAUAAUGUUUCUUGGCUUCGAUUGGCUGCAGAUGUAUUUGGGGAACUUGUGUCGUGUCUAAGUGUAGAAGACCGCCUAAGAGAGUACAAAAGCUACACAUCAUAUUUACAACCACUGAUCAGUGGCAUGGUUGAGAACAGCCCCGAGUCUCUUGUUGAAGCACUGCUUGAUCUCCUCUACUACAUUAUUGAACUGGACCAGUCUGAGCUACGACCUCUCUAUAAGGAUAUAUUUUGCAAGGCAAUGUUGUGGAUGCAUUCAGAGCGGAGUGGUAUAGCAGCUGUGAAAGUUGUACAGUCACUCAUAACUGUGGUGGGUGACUCGUCAGUCAGCAUAGAUAAUCUGGACAACUUCAUAGGUGUAGUUGCAGAGUCGCUGAAAUUUGACGAGGACUUCAAUAUUAACCAUAAUCGACUUCACCAUAUCAAUGCUACAUUAUCAAUGUUAGAAGGACUCUGCAUUCGUGAUACAGCUUAUCGGCUGAAACUAGCAAUUGAACUUCAGCCAUCAGUAUUCUCGUCUCUCUUGAGGAAAAUUAUGAGUACUGAUAUCCCUUGUUUAUCUUCGGGAAGUACUUCACUGCAGUCCUUCUCUGAUUUUGAGCCAAAUGCCAGUAGAUAUGGUGGGUCCAGUUACAAAAGCAGCCAGGAUAUCUCGAUCCUCUCGGGAAAUGACCUGAAUAGCACCUUUGUGGAGACUGUGUCACAAGCAGUGGUUCUUAUUCUCACAGUGGUCAAACUUCUCGGUUCACAGAAUGCAGAAUUUAUGUUAGAAUAUAGCCAGAUGCUUAAUAAUCCACUUCUGAUGACCCAUUUGGUUCGAUGUCAACGAUCUAACACCCCAGAGCUUGUGGCCAAAGCUGUCACCAUUAUAUCUGAGGGAACAGUGCCAAUUGAAAGUGUGGGUGCACUAAUAAAGGCAUUAGAAGAAGCUAAUGCCUCCUCUAACCCUUCAUUGAACUUUGAUCAAUCUGAUUCCAAGACAAGACUCUUCGGGUCUUGGUGCCAUCCACAGCUUUUCUCUCCAGGCUGUGAAGAAAAUGUGGAAAAGAUGAUAUCACGACUUAGGGGUACUGUUGAUAAAAUGGAGCUGAAGGACUGUGCCUUGACAGACAUAAUGGAAAUGUAUGAAUACAAAAUGGCAGCCAUGGCCCAUGUGGAGACAUCAUUGCAAAAUGCAUUAACUGCAGCAGAUGUACAAAACCGUCACACUCAUUACUCCUUAUUGCAAACACGAGUACAGAAUGACCAUCUGAGGAGCCUGCUGUGCUCAUGGGAGGAGCGUUUGCAAGUAGCUCAAAGAGAAAAAACUGAUGUGCAGUCAAGCAUUUCACAGAUACAAAACUCUGCUAGACAGCUUAGAGAUAAUUUCCGUAAGGAGAAAACAGAAAUGGAAAGACAAGCACUAGACUUACAGAGGGAAGCCUCGGCACUGAGAGAUCAUCUUGACAAUCGGGAGGAGAACAUUCGUCGGCUCCAGCGACAGUUGGGCGAUGCUCACAAUGAGAAUAAAAAUCUGAACAAGCAAAUCAGGGAAGAGCAGGAAAAACAUCAGAAGAUGCAAGAACAGAAUCUAAAGCUAGAAGAAGAGCUUAAAAAGGGGAGAAGAGAUUAUGAUGACCUGCAGAAGGAGAACCAGCGAGUGGAGAAGGUGACAGUGCAGCUAAAGAAAGAGAACUCUGAAUUGGAAUUACUGAUACGCAGUCAUGAAGAAGCCAUGUCAGCAAAGGAGACAGAACUGGAAGAGAUGACUAGGAAAUUUAAUGAACUGAAGCGCAUCCAAGAUAUGAUUCAUAAUAUAUCUUCUGGCAAAUUGGGAAUGUAAUAUUAUGUUUUGUAAUUUGUGCGAGGGCUUAGUUCAAAUUGUCAUGUUUUAAGAACAUUCGUAUACAACGGUAUUGAUGUUUGAAUUGAAUAUUUUGGUUAAAGCAAGCAAAUCUUAUAUGGUUUUAAGUGCAUUCAUGUAUAUAUAUAUAUAUAUGUGUAGUUGUAAUGAAUGUUGCUAAUACUAUACUCAUUGUAGUCCCUGUGGCGUAGUAAUAAAGCACUCGCUCGGCACUUGGUGAGCACUUUGGCCUGGUGCGUAAAAGCAAAGGAGGAUAAACUGGGAUCCACUCCUUAACUGUAGCCUCUGUUCUGCCAGCAAUGAAUUGGGUACCUGGUUGUUUAACGAUUUGGCAGGUCGUAUUCUGGGGAAAAAAUUAUGAUUGGGGACUUGCCUGAUAUGCUAUGCAUGCUAGUGCUUUACAAGAAUGUAAGAACGUUUGUAUAUAUAAAUAAACUAAU